Parascedosporium putredinis is the source of this 306-nucleotide messenger RNA. The record is from the annotation of a GenBank genome assembly. Lineage: Eukaryota; Fungi; Ascomycota; Sordariomycetes; Microascales; Microascaceae.
AUGGAUGAAGUCAAGAGGAUGGAGCUCAAAUAUACCAUUGCAAGUGUCGGCCUCGAUCUCAAGGGCCGCAAGUUGAUUGUCGGCCAAGAGCCCGGUACGUGGGCGCGCGUCAUCGACUAUGAUUCGGGCGAAGAGCUUGAUACCCACAAGGGCCACCACGGUCCGAUCUGGUCGGUUGCUUUCUCGCCUGAUGGCAAACUCUACGCGACCGGCUCAGAGGAUGGCACGAUCAAGAUGUGGAAGAACUGUGAGGGCUUUUACGGGCUCUGGCGUGGCGGUGCCAACGCCGAGCGCACCGUGGACUAG